GUUUACAUGUGGAUAAACUGAGGAUUUUUUCAUUUUGGGUGAAGUUGGUGAAUUCAAUGUGACGCGCAGUGAUGAACGGCAGCUCGAACCCGCCGCUGGAUAAAGAAGAGCAUGUGUUGAAGCUCGGGGACAGUUUUGAGAAGAGACCAAAAUCAUCCUUUCACACCAUCAGAUAUGAUUUUAAACCAGCGUCUAUCGAUACGUCCUGUGAAGGAGAUUUACAAGUGGGAAAAGGAGAUGAGGUUACCAUCACUUUACCACACAUACCAGGCUCCACUCCACCAAUGACGGUGUUUAAGGGCAACAAAAGGCCUUAUCAGAAAGACUGCGUUCUCAUCAUCAAUCACGACACUGGGGAGUUUAUGUUGGAGAAGCUGAGCAGCAGCAUACAGGUCAAGAAAACACGAGCUGAAGGCAGCAGUAAAAUCCAGGCUCGUAUCGAGCAGCAGUCAGUGAGAGCGAACCAGCUGACGACCCCACAGUUCCGCACGCCAAACAAACCAGGACUGGGCGCCAAAACCUCCCCUACCAAAGAUAACCCUUCACCAGAGCCUCAGCUGGACGACAUCAAACGAGAGCUGCGGGCCGAGGUGGACAUGAUCGAGCAGAUGAGCAGCAGUGGCAGCAGCAGCUCUUCAGAAUCUGCCAGUUGUUCAGGCAGCGGGAAUGACGACAGUUCCUGCAGCGAUGGAGAACAGGAAACACAUCUCUCGCCCAGCAGGAACAACAUGGCCAACGGAAUGAACAAAUCACAAGGCAACAACCAGCUGAUGAACACACUCCGAAAUGAUCUCCAGCUGAGUGAAUCUGGCAGUGACAGCGACAUCGACUGAUCUCCAGUGAUGUUCAGCUCUUGAAAACAUAGAUGGUGUUCCCAGCGUUAUGUGUUUCAUAGCUAAUACCAGUCCUUCUGCAGUGCUUUUUAUCCUGAGCUUUUAACGUGGAGAUAUCAUAGGAGGUUUUGAAGAAUGUAAUUUUAUUAGAUUUUAUUUUUAUUGCAAAGGGAGUUUUUGGAACUGAUAUAUACGGUUGUGUGAUGCGAGAUUAUUGUACCUGUGCUUGUUCAGUAUUUUUAUGAAGCUUGUAUAUGCACCUUUCCUCCAUGUUACGUGUGACACACACCGACUUGUUGCAUGAUCAUUAUUCUGACUGUUUUUGGCAUAGUCUGUAAAGUUGAGCCAAGGUGUUAUCUAUAGAUUGAUCACAGCACAUGAUUUAGGCUUAAUUUGUUUAUUGUUUGUAUGACAGAAGGGUCAAAACUCUUAAGGUAUAACAUUAUCUGUCUUAAACAGUAUUUUAAAAUCUGUCUGCACUGCUGGUUUAACCAAAAUUUGUUUUAAUGCAGCUGACCCCAGUAUAAUUGUUGUAUAUAGCAUCUGUACUGUAACAAUAAAGUAAAAAAACAAG
Molecule: messenger RNA, 1407 nt
Organism: Danio rerio (zebrafish)
Lineage: Eukaryota; Metazoa; Chordata; Actinopteri; Cypriniformes; Danionidae
Gene: eaf1
Product: ELL associated factor 1
Biological process (GO): transcription elongation by RNA polymerase II
Cellular component (GO): super elongation complex; nucleus; nucleoplasm
Source: RefSeq, marked provisional